AGCUAUGGAUCCAGAAGCAAUGGCGUGAUGUCUGCCUUCUACUUCCUCUUCGCAGCAAACGCCAUGGUAUUUGGAGCUCUAAACUACGCAAAAUAUGCCAAAGACUGGAGACUGGAAAAGAAGCUUCUCAACAACACUCUCCUCUCUCCGGCUGCUUUUGACAGCGGUCGUUGGUGGACCAUCAUCACCUCGGCAUUCGCUCACAUCGACCCUCUCCAUUUUGCCUUCAACAUGCUGUCCCUGUAUAAUUUCUGCUCCAUAUGUGCAUUCAUCCCUGGCAUGAACGGCUUGCAUCUCUUCGCCGUAGCAGGUGGUAGCGCUGUAACCGGUGGCCUGGGCUUCCUCUAUCACCGUAAGAAGAAGAUCCAGGAGGCUGGAAAAAGUGAUUGGCAAUCAAAGGCCAGAAACUACAACUCUGCAGCCUUGGGAGCCAGUGGAGCAGUCAUGGGUGUGGGUGCCUUGACGGCUUGUUUGGUGCCUAAUGCACCUAUGCAGUUGAUGUUGAUACCCAUCCCUUUUCCUCUGUGGGUCUUUGUUGCUGGUUACGGUAUAGUAGACUCCUACUACCUGGACUCAUCGACUUCGGGAAUCGCUCAUGCUGGUCAUUUGGGCGGUUUGGUGUAUGGUGCGGCGUACUACCUGGUCUUCCUGAGG
Messenger RNA from Aureobasidium namibiae CBS 147.97, 654 nucleotides. RefSeq lists its product as uncharacterized. Gene Ontology annotation, cellular component: membrane. Gene Ontology annotation, molecular function: serine-type endopeptidase activity. Lineage: Eukaryota; Fungi; Ascomycota; Dothideomycetes; Dothideales; Saccotheciaceae. The annotation marks the transcript as partial. The record is from RefSeq and is a predicted model, not a curated record. The transcript has a single exon.